Lampris incognitus (smalleye Pacific opah) is the source of this 2999-nucleotide messenger RNA. RefSeq names its product zinc finger protein RFP. The coding region runs from base 227 to 2098 and encodes 623 amino acids. The transcript has 15 exons. The record is from RefSeq and is a predicted model, not a curated record. Gene Ontology annotation, molecular function: zinc ion binding; protein binding. NCBI's taxonomy places the organism in Eukaryota, Metazoa, Chordata, Actinopteri, Lampriformes, Lampridae.
AGCCUGCUUACCAAGAAAAGACGGACAAGAAAGCAAGCCAGAGAGAAGGCCUUCGUAUCGCUACAUCUCUGGAGUUAUUCAACCGUGCAGUUUCCACCAGUUGUUGCUGUGGUUUUUUGUUUUCACUUUAAGCCGCCUUUGGUAGCUCAACAGCCGAGCGAGACCAACCAGAAGGCAGACGGUCUGAACACCUGUGCUGACCCUCUCACCUGGCCAGGUAGACAGGAUGUCAAUGUAUGGCAGUUUCCUGUCUGAUGAGCAGUUCCAGUGCUCCAUCUGUCUGGAUGUCUUCACCAACCCGUCCUCCACACCUUGUGGCCACAGCUUCUGCAUGGCUUGCAUCUCCAGAUACUGGGAUGGAUCCAAGUCGUGCCAGUGUCCUCUAUGUAAGAAGACCUUCCAGAAGCGUCCGGACCUCCAGAUCAACAGGACCCUAAGAGAGAUCACUGAACAGUUCAAAUCCAUGAGGGGAGUGGUUGCAGGAGGAGGAGGAGGAGGAGUGGCGAGAGACAGGAGAACAGGAAAAGGAGGCGGGGUUGGAGAAGGAGGCAUGCCGGACGAUGUGUUCUACGAGUUAAGGAGGAGGUUGCCGCGGCAGGUGCAGAUGAAUCAUUCCACACUAAUCACCGAAGAACAGCGUCAAAUUAGCUCCAGCAUACCUAUCCUGACAUCCUUCUCACCUUUGGCCCCUUCUGGCGUGCCCCCUCUGGCCUCCUCGGUGCCCAAUCCGAGUCCGAUCGCUGCCUCGACCCUGACGCAGAACAGCCAAACCUAUACCCCUGCGCUGCUGCCCCCGCCCCAGAGCCGCCACAGCGGCCGCCGGCGGUUCACCCUGAGCGGGGUGGGAGACAGCCAGAGCCUGCCCCUCUGUGAGAUCCACCGCAGGGGAAUCCUGGUGUACUGCAGGACCGAUAGAGUUUGCAUCUGUCCCGAGUGUGAGGCCUUGGACCACCAAAACCACGACACAGUGCCGGUGGAGACAGAAUGGAUGGAAAAGAAGGCCCAGCUGAGUGUAUCGCAGCAGGAGAUCCAGGAGAUGAUCAGACAGAGAGUGAAGAAGGUUGAGGAGAUCAGAAUGUCAGUUGCUGAACUGCAGCUCGCCGUCGAGCGGGAGACGGCGGGCAGCGUGUGUGUGUUCUCCGCGCUGGUGUGUGCCAUCGAGCGCUCGCAGGCGGAGCUGAUGGAGGUGAUGGAGAUGAGCCGGCGGGCGGCGGAGCACCAGGCCGACGCUCUGAUUCGCCAGCUGGAGCUGGAGGUGGCCGAGCUGAGGAGGCGAGGACAGGCCCUGUCGGAGCUCGCCCAGUCCGAGGACCAAAUUCACUGCGUCAAGAGUUUCCUCACCCUCUCCACCCCUCCACCAACCAGAGAUUGGUCAAGGGUGUCGGUGAACUCUGACCUUGGGACGGGGACCAUCUACCGGUCGCUGGCAGCCUUGGUGGAGAGAUUCCAGGAACAACUGAAAAACAUUGCUGAGAUCGGUUUUCCUGCUCCAGCGGUGGAUCCCAGCCCAGCACGCCCACAGCCCAAAGUGAAGAAGAUUCAGGAGUAUGCAUUGGACGUGACUCUGGACUCCAACACCGCCCACCCCAGGCUGGUCAUAUCAGAGGAUUUGAAGAAGGUGAAAUGUGGGGACCGGCACCAGUCGCUGCCAGACAACCCAGAGAGGUUUGACAGGGUCGUCUGUUUGCUCGGCAGAGAGGCUCUCUCAUCUGGAAGACACUACUGGGAGGUGGAAGUGGGCGGGAAGACUGACUGGGAUCUGGGCGUGGCUAGCCAAUCAAUAAACAGGAAGGGGAAGAUCGAGGUUACCCCUAACAACGGAUACUGGUUCCUAAGUCUAAGAGACAAGAACAAGUAUGCAUUUCGUAGUGAGCCCUCCACAGAUGUCCAUAUCAGCCUGCGACCACAGAGGAUUGGUAUCUUUGUGGACUUUGAGAAAGGACAGGUGUCUUUCUACAAUGUGGAUGCCAAGAUCCACAUCUACACCUUCGCCGAUACCUUCACUGAGGCCAUCUAUCCGUUCUUCAGCCCCUGCACUAAUAAAUCUGGGAAGAACGAUGGACCGCUGGUUAUCACGCCGCUGAGCACGAUAGAGUAGGGGAUGGACACCUCUGAUACUAACAAUGACCCGUUUCUAUGCCCCUGUAUCUGUCUGUGUUCAUGAUCCCGUCUUAUCUGUAAAUCGCUUUGGAACGAACGUGUUCAGCUAAAACCAGCUCAACUUUAUGUUUGAAAGAACAGUUGUGAAUAACAAAUCGUGUCCAGCAGGGCUGUUUUGAUGGCUAAAGUUCUCCGAAUCAAACAAGUAUCAAAGCUCAAAACUUAUAAUGGGUAAAAAAAAACAACACAAAAAACAACAGUUUUUCGACAGUUAAACAUGCAAAAGUUAAAUGUACUAGUCGCACCCAUUCAAGCAGAUAGCAGCCACAUGACCCCACUACAUGCAUGUGUAUGCAAACAGAUACACAAGCGUGCACACUCGAGCAGGCACAUGAACAAACACGCACACAUGCAUGCACAUAUGCAAACAUACACACACAUGCAUGCACGAACGCAUGUGCAAGCACGCAUGCAUACACAAACAUAAGCCUCGUAUGAUUGUUUUCAAACUCAUACAGCCAUACAAACAGUGAUCAGCUGUCUCAGAACCAGAACCAGAAUCAUGUUUGUUGGCCAUGUAGGUUGCACACACAUGGAAUUGGACUCUGGUUUCGUGGCUCUCUCAGUGUACAUAACACAGAAUAAAUUAAGGAAAAAUGUAACUGACACUUCCAAACUAAAAUCACUUUGCUAGCUGAUGUUGGUAUUUUGUAGAUAGAAUAUUUGUAUGUAAUGAAAAUUGUAAAUAUAAUACCUUAUAUUUCAUCUUAAAUGGUUUGCAUUUGUUGGUUGUGAGCACAAAAAACAAUCGUUUUUGGUUUUUUUCUCUGAGCUUGGAGAUGUUUUAUGUGUGAGUGUUACUCAUGUAAAGACCGCGUUGAGCAAUAAAAGAUUAACUA